CCUUUCCUCCCCCCCUCUCGCCUGCGAUCUCCUAUGCUGCCCGUGACCGUGCUUCACAAAGUGGGACCUUAGGCUGGUCUCACUAUAACUAGGACUGCCAGUCUCGCCAGAAGCAUUGCUGUAGAGUGCUUCACUCCAACACACCACCAUGAGCGAAGUGGUCAUCUCGGGCAUCGGGAGCGCCUUCUCGGGGAGCAGCAAUAUCCAGGACUUCGGCCGCGACCUCCUCGCCAACAAGCACCUCGUGCAGAGGACGAAGCGCUGGACAGAUGGCGUCUUUACGCCUGUAUGCGGCCAAACCCCUUACGAGUACUUCGACGACCUCUUCUUCGGGAUGAGCCGCAGGUUGGCCUUGGUGUCGGACCCAACGACCAAGAUCAGCUGCAUGCGCAGCUUCGAGGCCAUCCUAGACGCCGGUCUUCACCCGGCGACCCUGUUCGGCUCCAAAACAGGAGUUUUUGCGGCCUCCGGUAUCAAUGAGUUCGAACAGACCGCCCUUUACACCAUCGAUAACGCAAGGCUUCAAGACGGCUACAUCAUCAUGGGCAUGUCACGGUCAAUGCUAGCCAAUCGCCUCUCGUACUACUUCGAUUUCAAAGGGCCCAGCUGCGCCGUCGACGGCUCCUGGGUGGGCGGACUCCUGGGGCUGAAGCAAGCCGCCGACGCUAUCCGGGAGGGGCGGUGCGACACCGCGCUCGUCGUGGCCGGGAGCAUCAGCCGCUACGGCGAGACCUCGCUGCUGCUCAACCAGCUGGGACUCGUGACCGACGAGGGGGUCACCAGGAGCUUCGAUGCAAACGGAACCGGGGCGGUGCGCAGUGACGGGGCGGUCGCCUUGCUUCUGCAGCGCGCCGACCAGGCCAAGCGAUGCUACGCCAGGGUACUGGCCACCGAGGUCGAGUUCGUUGGGCCAGGAUGCGACCUGAACCCCACACUGCCCAGCCCGAAGGGCACCCAAGACUUUCUGAGGCGGAUUUACGAGAAGCACGCCAUCGACCCCAAGACGAUCGCCUACCUGGAGGCCGACGGCAACGGCAACCGCAUCCGGGACGCGUGCGAGCUCAACGCCAUCGACCAGGCGCUGGUCCAGAAGGCAGCGAGAGCAAGCCCCCUGCAGAUAGGCUCGGUCAAGAGCAACAUCGGACACGUCGACUGCGUCAACGGCCUGGCUGCGAUCUGCAAGAUGGUGAUCGCAAUGGAGACAGGAGUCAUCCCGGCCACAAUCAACUUCCAGGAGCCCAACAGCGAGGCCACGGGUUUGGUAGCGGGCAGGCUCAAGGUCGUGGACAAGAACACGCCGUUGAUACUGUCCGACGACAGCGUCCUGGCUGUACACACCAUAGCACUCUCAUCCAUGAUGGGCCACACUGUGCUCGGGGGCAACCCCCGCGGCCCAGGGUGCGUCCAGGACCCCGCCGACCACCUGCCGCGCCUCAUCACCUUCUCGGCCAGGAACGAAGAGGCGGCUGCUGACGUUGCCAAAAAGAUACAAUCUGCUCCUUUUGACACAAACUACUACCGCUUGCUGCAAGACGUGUUCAGCGACGACAUUAGAGGGUACACCUACCGGGGCUUCGUCAUCUGUCCAUCCUCUGGGGACGACACCCUUAUCGCGCCGCUGGAGAAGAGGACGGUUUGGUUCGUGUACUCGGGCAUGGGCAGUCAGUGGGCGGGCAUGGGCUCGGCGCUCAUGAAGCUCCCCGUGUUCGCCGAGACCAUCGAG
Messenger RNA from Frankliniella occidentalis (western flower thrips), 1723 nucleotides. Its product is annotated as fatty acid synthase-like. Gene Ontology annotation, biological process: fatty acid biosynthetic process. Lineage: Eukaryota; Metazoa; Arthropoda; Insecta; Thysanoptera; Thripidae. Gene Ontology annotation, molecular function: fatty acid synthase activity. The annotation marks the transcript as partial. The record is from RefSeq and is a predicted model, not a curated record. The transcript has 8 exons.